Molecule: messenger RNA, 459 nt
Organism: Penicillium atrosanguineum
Lineage: Eukaryota; Fungi; Ascomycota; Eurotiomycetes; Eurotiales; Aspergillaceae
Gene: aspf13
Product: allergenic cerato-platanin Asp F13
Exons: 2
Coding region: 1-459 (152 amino acids)
Source: RefSeq, a predicted model, not a curated record
AUGAAGACCUUCUCUGCAAUCACCUGUUCCAUUCUGGCCACUUUACACCUCGCUGGAGCCGCCCCGGCUACAACGGCGGUGGAAGUGUCUGUCUCCUAUGAUCAAAAGUACGACGUUGGCAGCAGCUCUCUCAAUACCGUCAGCUGCUCAGAUGGAACUUAUGGUCUUGAGAGCAAGUACCAUACAUUCGGUGGCUUGCCUAACUUCCCUCUUAUUGGUGGCUCGCCGACAGUCAGCGGCUGGGGCAGCAGCAAUUGCGGCCAAUGCUACCAGUUGCACUACCAAGCCGGUGACGUCGACAAGACAAUCAACAUUCUUGCUAUUGAUGCUGCCCCCGGCGGUUUCAACAUCGGGCUUGAGGCUUUCAACCAAUUGACAGACAACCAAGGCGUCGCUCUUGGUCGUGUGACAGCCACCUACACUCUGAUCGAGAACAGCGCUUGUGGAAUCAAGGCAUAG